This is a messenger RNA of Python bivittatus (Burmese python), 2839 nucleotides long. It is a transcript of the gene ZDHHC3, whose product is annotated as zDHHC palmitoyltransferase 3. Gene Ontology annotation, molecular function: palmitoyltransferase activity. The record is from RefSeq and is a predicted model, not a curated record. Lineage: Eukaryota; Metazoa; Chordata; Lepidosauria; Squamata; Pythonidae.
CUCGUCCUGUUACGGAUGCGUAGAGAAGGCAUCCUUACGUAUUCCCUCUGGGUGACUCGUUCCUUGCUCGUACGUCACGGAUGGCGAGGGAAGCUUAACGCUGGGAUUUCCCUUCUUCAGUGCAGUUCUUUUCUGGAGAAGCGGGGGAGCACUUCUGCUAGACCGAACGGAGGAAAAAAAGAGAAUGUCAUAGGACUUCUUCCCGAUCCUAGGUGUGUUUAGUCAGGGGAUCACUUACGCGACUUACGUGCUCCCAGCGUGAAUGGGGGAGCUGCGAAAGGAGAGGGUUAAGCCUUAGCCUCGUCUCUCAGCGAGGAGCCCAGGGUCGGGCGUCGAAGUGCUGGUUUCCCCGUCUGGCUGGCAGGCGAAUGGAACGCUGUGCUGGGCGGUGGAAGGUCGAGCCAGGAGGCGCGGGCCGCUGGCAAAGCGGGGGCGGCAUCAGCGGCAGUGGCAAGCGUGUUGCUUCAUCUUCAGCCUGGAUCCAAGAAUGGACAUUAUAAUCUAUGAUGAUUACUCCAGUCCACCGCUUCAGAGAUAUUGAGAGGAAACCAGAAUAUCUUCAACCGGACAAGUGUGUCCCACCUCCCAGCCACAGUUCCUCAGGAACAAUGUGGUUUAUUCGAGAUGGUUGUGGUAUUGCCUGUGCAGUUAUCACCUGGUUCCUGGUCUUCUAUGCUGACUUUGUAGUCAUCCUUGUAAUGCUGCUUCCAUCAAGAGACUAUAUUUACAGUGUGAUCAAUGGAAUAGUUUUCAAUACUUUGGCAUUCCUGGCUCUGGCUUCACAUUUGAGAGCAAUGUUAACAGAUCCAGGCGCAGUGCCCAAAGGUAAUGCCACAAAAGAAUUCAUAGAGAGCUUACAGCUGAAGCCAGGACAAGUGGUUUAUAAAUGUCCAAAAUGCUGUAGCAUCAAACCGGACAGAGCGCAUCACUGCAGUGUUUGUAAGAGAUGUAUAAGGAAAAUGGAUCACCACUGCCCAUGGGUUAAUAACUGUGUAGGAGAGAAUAACCAGAAAUACUUUGUACUGUUUACAAUGUAUAUAGCACUAAUUUCUCUGCAUGCGCUGAUCAUGGUUGGAUUUCACUUCCUGUAUUGUUUGGAAGAAGACUGGACAAAGUGCAGUUCUUUCUCUCCACCAACUACUGUGAUCCUUCUGAUCCUCUUGUGUUUCGAGGCUCUCCUUUUUCUCAUUUUCACAUCUGUAAUGUUUGGAACGCAGGUACAUUCCAUCUGCACUGAUGAAACGGGAAUAGAACAAUUGAAAAAAGAAGAGAGAAGAUGGGCUAAAAAAACAAAAUGGAUGAACAUGAAAGCAGUAUUCGGCCAUCCGUUCUCUAUAGUUUGGCUUAGCCCAUUUGCUACUCCAGACCAAGGAAAAGCCGACCCAUAUCAGUAUGUGGUCUAAGAAUUCGUGAACAACAUUUCCACCCAAACAAAACUGCAUUUGCGGCACUAUGGCUAUUACACAUGAAUGUUUCAAAUGAAAAAAAAACAAAAUCUUUUCUUUAAAAAAAUGCCUGUAAAAGGGCUGAUAAUUGCAGAGAAAAGAUGAGGGGGGAAAAAGCAGGUCUGUAUUCUGAAAACUUUGGUAAUUCUUCAUCUCUGGCUGAAGCGUUUUCUUCUUUUUUUUUACUUAAUAACUUGACUGGCCUAUUUUUUCCCUGUCUGCUUGCUGACAUAACUAAUGUAAAGGGGAAACUCUUCUCUCUCUGCCCACUUAUAUUAACUGAGUAGAAUUUACACAACCACUGAACGACAGCCCGUGCCAGCAGCAUCAUCUUCUUGUAUGGGCAUUCAUGGAUUUCUUCAUGGCAGAGAACCUUUUUAGCUGGGGGUUAGGUUUUUUUGUGUUGUGGUAUUUUGUAUGCACCUGAGUUAAAGCCUCACGUAAUAUCUGAAGUAAUGGAAGAGAAAAUAUGGCUCAGCAGGAGGGCCAGUUAAUAAUUUUGCUUCGCCUUUAAUCUUUAAAACAUGUUGCCAACACUACUGUAUUUUGGAGAGCUACAGAAUUCUUCUUUCUUGCACUGUUUCGUACCAUAUCUUUUUGGACAGCAGGAAUUAUUGUCACCAUUGGUUACAUGAAUGAAGGUUGUUGUGAGUAUGUGUGGUUUGUAAUGCCUUAUAAUUGAAGAAAUAUGAAAAGUUUAUUUAAAUGUGUAGAAUAGCAAGAUAAUGUUUGUCUUGGUUAAAAAAAAUGAGGGAUGGUUAAUGAAUAGUGUUCAUGUGUAGAAGAGGCUUGCAAGUCCAGGUAAAAACCUAAGCACCAAAUGUUUCUGUAGAUAGGUCAACAUUGUCCUCUAAUUUUCUUUAACAUUACCACCUUUUUAUAUCUUUAAAUGUUUGUUCUGCUUUAUCUCUAUACAUAUAUAUUUUACAAUUGGAACUGUCAUGUGUUAAAAGAUCAUGCAUGCCUUCUUUCAUGACUACAUGGAUGGCAAACUAUAUUCGUAGUAAGAGCUUGGAGAUGAGGACUGAGUAGAAGGCAUUCUGUUAAAAAAAAAAAAAAAGUAGGUAGAACAGAUUACACCCAAACUGAGUGAGUCUGUAACACUUUGGGAUAUAGGCAGGGAUUUCAUUGCAUAUUUUGGAUUUAAAAAAUUCUGAUGGUAACUAUUAGAAUAUCUGCAGGAAAAAAAAACCUUCAAAAAGAUAGAAAUGCAAAUAAGCUAUGCUCCCAGAUGUAUUGUUUAGACUGAAUCAAAGCCAUGGAGUGGAAGGGAAGUGGGGUUAAAAGGCCAAUAAAUUUGUCUCAUUUUGAAAAUAAUGUGAAUGCUGCAUCUUUUCAAUUCUGUCAAUGCUUCCAUGUGGGAAACAAAUGCAAUAAACCUUUUCUGAACACUG